Molecule: messenger RNA, 2294 nt
Organism: Glycine soja
Lineage: Eukaryota; Viridiplantae; Streptophyta; Magnoliopsida; Fabales; Fabaceae
Exons: 5
Coding region: 183-1706 (507 amino acids)
Source: RefSeq, a predicted model, not a curated record
UCAUAAAAGAAGUUGAAAUAACAAAAAAAAGGAAAGGUUAAACAUUGAAUUAUCACUAGGGUUUUAAAAGGGGAACAUGAUCGAAUCACGAAGAAUCUCCAAAACGGAAUAAGAAAUGGGAAAUUGGAGGAAAUAGGUUUGCAAUUAAAGAACAAAAGUGGAUUCCUUGGAAGCAAAACAGAAUGGAGGAGGAACAGAGGGUUGCACAAGUGGAAUUGGCGAAGCAGAGGUGCAAGUGCGUCAUUGAUGCCAUUAACAGUUUACCUUGUUCCACCAACAUCACUGUCUCGUGCAGGCGAACCCUCCUCAAGUUGGCACGUGCCGAGCUCGCUUUCCUCUCUCGCCGCUCUUCUUCUUCCGUGCCCCUCAGUGUCAACAUCGGGCACCUCGAAACAGUUGUACAUAUUCUCCAGCAACCCUUUGUAACUGGAGUUUCUCGAGUUUGCAAGCCAAUCCCUCUCUCACCUUCAGUUAGCAGUGAGGAGAGGCGCCAUUCUCCUCUUAAUAACAUCCAUGUUGAUGUGGUUUGUACCCUCAACAAGAAGCCUGUCUGGAUUAUAGUAUCUGACAGAAAUCCAGAGUACAUUUCUUGGGAUCGAUGCCAUAAAAGUAAGGGUUUAAAGCUACGUAUUGAAGAAGUCCUUGCUGCUGCCCAGUCUAACUUAACAUUAAGACCUUCCUCAGUUAUUCUUUUCUUUGCCAAUGGGCUUCCAACCCAGAUUUACAAUAAACUUCGAGAUGAGUUUGGGGGAUCUGAAAUUUGGUUGGAUUUCUCUGUUUUCAGUUCUGACAUGUUGGAAGAAACUGAAGGUGACUGGAUAAAUGUUAUUGCAAGAUCUUACAGAAAUGCAUGUGUCCUUGAAAUCAACCCCGCUGAUGGCAAGGAUGUUGAGGGUACAAAGUCUGGAUGUAGUGUUCAAGGUUCAACUGUGGACUCUUCCCAACUAGAGCCUUCAGUAGGAAAAGCUGAAACUCAGCCACAACUAGGGGAAGAAAAUGCUAGAAGUGGGGACUCCUUUCAUCUUGAGCUUUCAGUAGAUGAGGCCGAAACUCAAGCACAGCCUACUGAAGAGAAUGCCAGAAUAAACUUGGGGGUUAUGUUCUGUUCCAUUCUUAUGGGAAUGAAACUAAGUUCAAUGGAGAGUAAAGCUUGUGAAUCUUCUAAUCCUGGGAAUCUUUUAGGUGAGACUGAUCUGGUAAAUUUUGAUACAACAGCUUUGAUAGCUCUUGUAUCAGGAAUUAGUAAUGGUGGAACAGAGAAACUUUUGGCCACUCCAGAGAGUGGAAUGAGGCAGCGGUUUAAGGGAAACUACGAUUUUGUGAUUGGUCAAAUAAUGUCUGAAAUUCAAAACCCAAUCCAUAUGGAAUUUGAUAGAAUCCUACGUGGGAAGAAUGGCCUAAUUUGUGAGAGUGUUCUUAUGGAAUUUAAGGAGUUAGUAUCAAUGUGUGGAGGGCCCAAUGAGAAACUGAGAGCUGACUGGUUAAUAAAUUGUCUCAGGGUUGUUCCUGAUACUCCCUCAGAACGCAUGAUGGGCCUCCCAUCAACUAGGAAGCUGGCAUUGAAAAACAAGGUUGUCUUUGGCACUGGUGACCAUUGGCAUGCCCCAACUUUAACGGCAAAUAUGGCAUUUGUUAGAGCUGUUUCACAGACGGGAAUGUCCCUUUCUACCAUCGAACAUAGACCAAGGGCCUUAACUGGUGAUUAGUUACAUACAUUCAUGAAAACAAGUUGAGGCAUUCAAAAUCAGAUGGACUCUUCAUAUAUAAUCCAGGAUGCAACCAAGUGUAAUAGAAUUCCUCCUCUCAAAUCACUUAUCCUCAGGCUGUCAAUUAAAUAAUUGGGCUGAGUGUUCAACACAUGGCGCUUGCAAAUGCAGCCUUCUUGGGGGUGUUGAGUGUAUUGCUAGCAUAACAUGUAGUAAUGGAGGAUGGUACUGCACCUGCACUACCCUUUUCUGAUCUCGAGGAACCUGGAGCUACCAUUGAUAAUCUUUGGCGGCAGUGGUGCUUCCACCUUUACAGCGUGGAUCCGAAGUCUCUGAUGAUCUGCCAUGAAUACAGAGAGUGCUCUUACUAUCUCAUCUUUUGUGAUGGUUACACCCUUUGUGUUUUUGUUCAAGUGGCAAUAAUGUAAUGUCCCUGCUCUAAGUACAGAUUCUUUAAUUGACUUGUCAAGUGUGGAAAUAAUUUUUUGGGAGGUGGACUGAGUGAUCUCACAAAAGAUACUUUGGUGAGGUUACCUUCCUCAUUUAUGAAAACAUGAUAUUAAUAUUGAUGAGAGCUCCUUUUUAUUU